This is a messenger RNA of Drosophila subobscura, 788 nucleotides long. RefSeq lists its product as uncharacterized. Bases 28 to 624 code for a protein of 198 amino acids. Lineage: Eukaryota; Metazoa; Arthropoda; Insecta; Diptera; Drosophilidae. The transcript has 4 exons. The record is from RefSeq and is a predicted model, not a curated record.
GCAUUAGUCGUACGCUGAGUGUCGGCGAUGUUAGUUCACAGUUAUAAUUUGACUCUCGAAAAUAGUCACAGGAUAAGAUACAAUACCCCCCUCUACUCGACCGACAUCUACUUUAAACUGCUUUUGCCCACCCCCUCCACACACACAGAGACAGAGACAGAGAGAGAGGGAGAGGGACAGACAGACAUGGACAUGCGAAUGGAGCUGGAGAGCUAUGUGCAGUCGUCGCCAAACACCAAGCGCUUCGUUGUCGAGGAUUCGAUCACUAAGGUCACGUCGGAUGGAGAGCCGCAUGGCAUGAUGACCAUGGUGGCGGGCCUGUCCGGACUAUUGGCAGCGAUUAUCAUUCUGGCCGUGCUCGCCUCCAUGGUGGCCUGUCGCAAGCAGAAGAGCACCACCAGCAAUAACAACAAAGAGAACGGCAACAGAAGGCUGAGCAAGAAAUCGAUGAAUGUGGCAAUGACCAUUGUCGAGGAGCAGCCGCAGCUGGCGGGCAACCUAAAUGCAGCCUUCGCCGAGAGCACACUGACCCUCCAUGGCCAGGAUAAGUACAUGGACAAGGAUAACGACGACAGUCAGUGGACAGCCAACACGCCCACGUCCGUUGUGGUGGAGCGGUAUUAGACGAACGGAUGGACGUGUGACGUGGAGACGUGAUGCAAUGUGAACGCUUGAGACUGAGGCGGCGGUGGCGCCGCCACAUAGAUUUAUGCAUACCAUUUCAUAUUAUUAUUCGCUUUUUUUUAGUGGUUUGUUUAAAUAUAUAACCGUAGCUUUAAACCUUGUUC